CAGCUGUGAAGGCUUAUGUGUCUGAUUUCUCAUGCUCUGGAUGCUGCAUGGAGCAGACUGCAGGGGGUGCUGGUGAAUCACUGCAGCAGCAGCAGCAGCAGCCUUGUCACAUGAUGUCAACUGUAAUUCAAAGUCCUGCUGAGAGCAAGAGAUCUUUAACAUAUUAAUAUAACAUGUUCUCGACUAUUUGAGACUGAAUUUAAUUUAUCCUCAGAGUCGUGUUGGAGUCAGGCAAUGCUUUCAGAGACAACAGGGAACCCUCUGUCUUCAGCUGUUCUCAAGACACUUGUCAAACCCACUGACAUUUCUGUAAAGGCAUCAUCUUUAACCUCCUUUGUCAGAACCACUUUGCCUCUGCUGAUUCUUCUUAGAAACCACUCUGCACACUGCUGUUGUAUUAUGCAACCCGCUACCUUAUCUGAACCCACACUGUUGGCUCUUAAAUCUCUUACAUAAAAUGAAUUGAUCUCAUUAAAGAGAUGUUAACAUAGUAUGUCCUCUUCUCUGUAUGAAUAUUGUGUUUUAAUUUUUUUCUUGGAAUAAUAAAGACAACAAAUUGACAUUAAUUAACAAUGAACACUUGUGGCAUUUCAUACUCCUAUUUCUGUGAUAUCUUUCUGAUCAAACUUGUUUUUAUAAGCUGCUGUAACUUGGAUGGUGUAGCGUUUAAUGUUGUCAAGUGUUAGAGGGCAUCUCUGUCAAUCCGUCAACAUUUGCAUCUCAAUAGUGAAGGGAGACAGAUUUCCUAUACAUUUCAAUAGACAGGGACCGGCAGAUGAGGCUGCUGACUGAUCCCAGGCCUGCUCACUCACUACAUGCAAGCGGACGUGCGUCGCAUAGACGAGACGCUGCUGUAGCUGUGUGAUAGACCCGUGCGGUCGCUUCCACCCCUGCGAGCUUCCGACCUCCCCAUCGGCUUCUUACUAACAUGUUUGCUUUUGCAGGCUACGCAGCCAUAGAACUAAUAUUGUAGCUGUCGCGGCUGAGGCUGCGGGUGAGUAAUUGCGCCAUGCUUCCGCUCCACACCGCCUGCUUUUUUAUUCCUCGAGACGAACGGGAAACCUCCGCCAUCAGUGGAAAUUGAGAUGUGUUUUCUGAGCCGCUCGUCUGCUGAACGGAUGCCUUCCGAGAUGGUGUGUGAACCCAAACCUGGUUGUCUCUGUUCAGCAGAGGCUGGGUCAACAGACAGGGAUGCUUUCUGUGCCGGACACUUGUGAGAUGAAGGAUAAGAAGAAAAAGAAGAAAUAGUGAAUGAUUUGUGUUUGGUUUUUUUGGUGGGGAUCAGUGCACAUCGGGAUGGAUGUGAUCCGACGUUGAACGGAUGCUUCUGAGUGGAAUUUAUUCCUGACUGUUUUUUUUUCUGUUCAAAGGGGCAGUGGAUCGUGAUGAUGGUUUAUUUCCAUUCAGCCCUGGCAGGAUACUACCGUUCGUCGGUGAAUUGAUGUGGGAAUACACGCUACCUCGGCUGCAUAGAUGGCAAACACAAGUGAGUUUGGGGAGAGCAGCCCGUCCUUCCACAACUAUGCGUCCAUGGCCUCUGCGGUCAAGCUGGCCUCCCUGGGUCUAAUCAUGGGCAUCAGUCUGCUGGGCAACGCGUCGCUGUCGCUGCUGCUGCUGAAGGACAGCUCGCUGCACAAGGCUCCUUACUAUUUCCUCCUGGACCUGUGCCUGGCAGACGUGGUCCGCUCUGCCGUAUGUUUCCCCUUCGUGAUGGCGUCGAUCAGCGGCGGCUCCUCUUGGCCGUACAGCGCGCUCAGCUGCAAGAUCGUCGCCUUCAUGUCGGUGCUCUUCUGCUUCCACGUCGCCUUCCUGCUCUUCUGCGUCAGCGUCACCCGGUACAUGGCGAUCGCCCACCACAGGUUUUACUCCAAGCGGAUGAAUCUGUGUACGUGCGUGGCGGUGAUCUGCAUGGUGUGGACUCUCUCCGUGGCCAUGGCUUUCCCCCCGGUCUUCGACGUUGGCACCUACAAGUUCAUCCGUGAGGAGGAGCAGUGCAUCUUCGAGCACCGCUACGUGAAGGCGAACGACACUCUGGGCUUCAUGCUGAUGCUGGCCGUCAUCGUGGGCACGACCCAUGUGGUUUACAUAAAGAUGCUGUGCUUCGUCUACGAUCACCGUAAAAUGAAACCGGCCCAGCUGGUCCCGGCCAUCAGCCAGAACUGGACCUUUCACGGCCCCGGAGCCACCGGGCAGGCCGCCGCCAACUGGAUCGCCGGCUUCGGCCGCGGACCCACCCCGCCGACGCUGGUCGGCAUCAGGCAAGCUUCCCACCCCGGCAACAGGAGGCUGCUGGUGCUGGACGAGUUUAAGAUGGAGAAGCGCAUCGGGAAGAUGUACUACAUGAUCACACUGACCUUCCUCAUCCUGUGGGCUCCCUAUAUAAGCGCCUGCUACCUGAGAAUAUUUGUGCGGGCGGCUUCGGUCCCGCAGCUCUACCUGACCGCUGCGGUGUGGAUGAGCUUCGCCCAGGCGGGAGCGAACCCCAUCAUCAGCUUCCUGUUCAACAAGGAGCUCCGGAUGCGGCUCAGAGCGUGUUUCCCCUGCUGCCUGGGCACACAGACACCCAUGGAGCCAUACUGUGUCAUCUGAACCGCACCGGCCCCCGGAUACUGCCAAAGACACAUUUGUAUCUUUCCCCAGAAUGUAGACUGGUCCCCAAAACGGGAUUUUGUGGAGGCUGAGCCCACUUCAGUUCAGUUUACCCACAUGUUUUAUUUGUGGCAAAGAGUUUACUAUUUAAAUCUGAUUAAAAACACUAUGGUGUUAAUUUCUUACUAUAUUUUGCUUAUCAGAAUCAGACUGAUAAAAGCUAUGAGGCAUAUGAAGGCACAGAAGCAUAAUGUGAUGCUUUUAUAUGAUGUGUUUGAGGUUGACUGCCUCACCAACUGGGCAUCAUGAUUAAGCCACGUUUUGAUUUACACCUCUGCAUGUACUUUAGGUGACAUUCAGUCCAAAUAUAGGAUAUAGCCCACAUGACAAACAAAUGUGUCAUGCUAUGUCCUAUGUUUGGAGACUUUUUCCCUAUAUAGGCUGUAUAUCAAACUAUUUUGGUCCACUACUAUAUUGUACAUGAAUGUCAUUUUGGCUAUUUGUUUGUAUAUUUUGAAAUUAUACUACAAUACACCUGUCUUGAGGUUGUUUGCCUUCUGCAGAACUGAUGACCGAAACACAACAGAAUUAUUUCAUCAGUUGGUUGGAGUCCGUGUCUUUGACAUCUGCGACAUACUCGGUUACAAAUCAUUUCAGUUCCAAAAAUGAGAUACAGAUCUCAUAUAUUUUUAAUUAGGACAAUGUCAGAUUUGUAAAUACUGUAAAGCCCCAUUCCCUCUUUCCUCAUGCUUUUUUUUUUAUUUUUAUACCAGCUAUGUUGUAUGUUUCAUAAUCUCUUCAAAUUCUUUGUGUUGAACAAAGUAUUAAAACCCACUUUAAAGGUAUUUUGCUAAUUCUUACUCACCGUUAUGGGUCAGUUGUGUUGAGAAAUAGGUCGAUUCACAUUCCCUGCAGGCUACAUAGAUAACAGGUCUCAUUUUUCUACAAAUAUGGACAUUGGGAAAAAUGUUAAAAAUUUGGUGCUUUGGAAAGGAUGUUUGCAUUGUUUGUAUUUCUUAGAAAAUAAAUGAGAAAUGGAUGAUAAGUUGUUUUGGACUCUAUCAUCUGUUUUUAAUAAGA
Messenger RNA from Seriola aureovittata, 3669 nucleotides. It is a transcript of the gene gpr27, whose product is annotated as G protein-coupled receptor 27. The transcript has a single exon. The coding region runs from base 1474 to 2589 and encodes 371 amino acids. NCBI's taxonomy places the organism in Eukaryota, Metazoa, Chordata, Actinopteri, Carangiformes, Carangidae. Gene Ontology annotation, cellular component: plasma membrane. The record is from RefSeq and is a predicted model, not a curated record. Gene Ontology annotation, molecular function: G protein-coupled receptor activity. Gene Ontology annotation, biological process: G protein-coupled receptor signaling pathway.